ACACUCUACUUUUUGGAAUGGUUGGGCAAGUUUUUGGACAACCUGACAUCAGGAUAUUUGGGUGAUCUAAAUACAAACAAAAACACUUUGCGGUCACUGAUACAAACAGAAAAGCAAAAGAACCCAAACAGUGGCAAUCUACAAUGUUUGCAAAAAGAGGUAGAAGCUACCUCGAUAGAAAUUGGUGACUAUACAUUGGAAAUUGAGCAACUUCUCAGAGAAGUUGGCCAAAUUUAUGAAGCUCUAGAAGAAGUUUCUGCCACAAAAGAUAAACUUUUCCUCUCCCUUCCCCAGAUUGCUGCAGAUCUGCUGAUAUCUGGUGUUCCCAUUGAGCUGAUGGAUGGGGAUGCUGCCUAUGUGCCUCUAAGGUGGGCAGCAGCCCUUUUUGACAAGGUCUCUGAGAAACUUGGAAACAAAUGGCUGUUUAUUCUCUCCAUCCUUGGCCUACAGAGUUCAGGGAAGUCCACCCUGCUGAAUGCACUUUUUGGGCUGCAGUUCACUGUCAGUGCUGGGAGGUGCACCCGGGGGGCCUACAUGCAGCUGCUGAAAGUAGAGGAGACUUUCACAGAGGAAAUGGGCUUUGACUUUGUGCUUGUUGUGGACACAGAAGGACUUCAGGCUCCAGAACUCAGCAACAAAUCCAAGAAUCAUGAGAAUGAGUUAGCAACCUUUGUCAUUGGACUUGGAAACUUGGCUCUGAUCAAUAUUUUGGGGGGAAUCCAUCAGAAAUGCAAGAUAUUUUACAAAUAG
Molecule: messenger RNA, 750 nt
Organism: Phyllostomus discolor (pale spear-nosed bat)
Lineage: Eukaryota; Metazoa; Chordata; Mammalia; Chiroptera; Phyllostomidae
Product: interferon-induced very large GTPase 1-like
Exons: 1
Coding region: 337-750 (137 amino acids)
Molecular function (GO): GTP binding
Source: RefSeq, a predicted model, not a curated record